This is a messenger RNA of Cucurbita moschata (crookneck pumpkin), 641 nucleotides long. Its product is annotated as prefoldin subunit 1-like. The transcript is spliced from 6 exons. Gene Ontology annotation, molecular function: protein folding chaperone. NCBI's taxonomy places the organism in Eukaryota, Viridiplantae, Streptophyta, Magnoliopsida, Cucurbitales, Cucurbitaceae. Gene Ontology annotation, cellular component: cytoplasm; prefoldin complex. The record is from RefSeq and is a predicted model, not a curated record. Gene Ontology annotation, biological process: protein folding. The coding region runs from base 74 to 463 and encodes 129 amino acids.
UAGAUCCGACCCGGUACUGAAAACGUUCAUUUUUGUAUCAUCACGUCGUCUCCGCGAGCUCUGAAUCUUGGGAAUGGCGGACGACGCGAACAGAGCUACUUUCUUGGAAAUCCAAGGUCGCAUGAUUGAGAUUACUGGGAAGCUGAAGCAGGUGCAGACCCAAAUACGAAACAAGGAGGGAGAAAAGAAGCGCGCCUUUUUAACCUUGGAGGAACUUAAACAGUUGUCUGAUGACACUAAUGCAUACAAAUCUAUAGGGAGAACGUUUGUUUUAGAGCCAAAGUCGGUUCUAAUGAAUGAACAGGAGCAAAAGCUAAAGGAUAGUGAAGCUGCAAUUGGUUCACUGCAUAGCUCAAAGGAGUAUUUGGAGAAGCAGUUGGCAGAGGUGGAGAACAACUUGAGGGAGCUGCUGCAACAAGAUCCAGGUAUAGCUCGCCAGAUUAUGUCCAUGUCUUUAGCAUAAGACAAGCUCUCCCCCAUUGGAUUUGUGAUUAGCUAAGCUUCUUGUAUUGUAUGCUCACAUGCUUGGGUCAGAAGAAUGACCGGUGUGAUGUUGUGAGGUGUGAUUCUACUUGGCUGGCUUCUAUUAUUUCUGAUGUCAAAACUUUGUUUUUGAAAUGCAAUUCAUACUCCCAAGUCCC